This is a messenger RNA of Encephalitozoon romaleae SJ-2008, 849 nucleotides long. RefSeq names its product mRNA capping enzyme. The record is from RefSeq and is a predicted model, not a curated record. Bases 1 to 849 code for a protein of 282 amino acids. The transcript has a single exon. Gene Ontology annotation, cellular component: nucleus. Gene Ontology annotation, biological process: 7-methylguanosine mRNA capping. Lineage: Eukaryota; Fungi; Microsporidia; Unikaryonidae. Gene Ontology annotation, molecular function: mRNA 5'-cap (guanine-N7-)-methyltransferase activity.
AUGAAAAAUAAAAAAGAAGAGAUAAGAAAGCACUAUAACAGCAUUAAGGAGAGAGGGAGGGAGGUUAGGCAAAGAAGCAGGGCCAUAAACAUCAGGAAUACAAACAAUUUCAUCAAGGCCUGUCUCAUAAGACUGUACACAAAGAAAGGAGACACGGUUUUAGAUCUUGGGUGCGGCAAAGGAGGAGAUCUGUUGAAAUAUGAAAAGGCGGGAAUUGACGAGUACUAUGGGAUUGACAUUGCGGAAAUAUCCAUAAGAGAUGCCUAUGUUAGAGCGGAAAACAUGAAGAGAAGAUUCAAGGUUUCAUUCAAGGCUCAAGAUGUAUACAACCAGCACAUUUCACUUGGAAGACAGUUUGACAUAGUAUCUUCCCAGUUUAGCUUCCAUUAUGCCUUUUCUAGUGAUGAGUCUUUGGACAUUUCUUUAGGAAACGUAGUGCGGCAUUUAAAGCCUGGAGGGUAUUUUAUCAUAACAGUUCCUUCCAAGGAGGUUAUCCUUGAGAGAUAUAGACGAGGCAAGAUAUCAAACGAAUUCUACAAAAUAGAGAUCGACAAGAAAGAGGAUGCCCCUAUUGAAAGCGUUAAAGAGUACCGAUUUACAUUAGUGGAUUCUGUAAAUAACUGUGUUGAGUACUUCGUCGAGUUUACAAAGAUGCUGGAUGGAUUUAAGAAGCUUGGAGUUGUGUUGAUUGAAAGAAAAGGAUUUAUUGACUUCCUUGAAGAAGAAAGCAGGAGAAAUCAGGAGCUGUUUAAGCAUAUGAGAGUUAGAAGACUAGGAAAGGAGGAGGCUGAAGUUGUUGGAACUUAUGAGGUUAUGGUCUUCCAGAAACUAAACAAAAGUGAGGAUUAA